UCUUUGCUUUUCUUUGUAGAUAAGAUGCUCCAAGUCACUUGCAGCUGAUCUUCAAAAGAAAAAUCACUAGCUCUGCUCUUGCCAUAAUACCAAACCCUUGACUUACGCUUUGGUGCUGCAUCACUGGAAGAAUUGCUCACGGGUUCCAGGAAUACCUUUUUUUUUUUUUUUUCAUUUGAGUGAUUCUUUGUGGAUGGAAAAAGAUUUGAGUCUUGAUAAUUACACUGUUUUAAAGCUAUUUCUUUAUAGUCUGAACUGUUUCAUAAAUCGGGCCACUUACCAAUGAGCCACACAGCCGGCUCCUGUCAGGAGCUGGUUGAAAACUGUGCUGCGCAUGUAGCAGAGAUGGCACAGGAAGACGGCCGUCGUGCUCAGGUGCCAUCUACCUUCUAUCAUGGUGCCAACCAGGAACUGGACCUGUCCACCAAAGUGUACAAGAGGGAGUCGGGAAGCCCUUACUCCGUGUUAGUGGACACCAAGGUGAGCAAACCGCAUCUCCACGAGACAGAGGAACAGCCGUAUUUCAGGGAGACCAGAGCCGGCUCCGACGUGCGUGCUGUCAAAGAAGACCGGGAGAAUUCUGAUGACAUGGAGGAGGAGGAGGAGGUCUCUUACAAAAGGGAGCAGAUCAUCGUGGAGGUAAACCUUAAUAAUCAAACGUUAAAUGUGUCUAAAGGGGAGAAGGGUGUCUCUUCUCAGUCCAAAGAGACUCCUGUCGUUAAGACGAGCAGCGAGGAGGACGACGACGAGAGUGAGGAGGAGGCCACGGACAACAGCAGUGACUAUGGGGAGAACGCGAGGCAGAGGAAAAAGGAGAAGGCCGCGGAGAAAGUCGGCGUCGCACAAAGGAGGACGAGGAGGGCUGCCUCUGUGGCCGCAGCGCCCGCUUCCCCUGCUCCCAGAACUACACGCGGGCGUAGGAAGAGUGUGGAGCCUCCUAAGCGGAAGAAGCGGGCCGCCAAGGAGCCCAGAGCGUCGGCCCAGAAAGCUAAGUGUGAGGAGAAGGAGACUCUGACCUGUGAGAAGUGCCCCAGGGUGUUUAACACGCGCUGGUACCUGGAGAAGCACAUGAACGUUACUCACAGGCGCAUGCAGAUUUGUGAUAAGUGUGGCAAGAAGUUUGUCCUGGAAAGUGAGCUGUCCCUUCACCAGCAAACAGACUGUGAGAAAAAUAUCCAGUGUGUUUCCUGUAACAAGUCAUUCAAGAAGCUCUGGUCCCUUCAUGAACAUAUCAAGAUCGUCCACGGAUAUGCAGAAAAGAAAUUCUCCUGUGAGAUCUGUGAGAAGAAAUUCUACACCAUGGCUCACGUGAGGAAACACAUGGUCGCGCACACGAAAGACAUGCCUUUUACGUGUGAAACCUGUGGGAAAUCGUUCAAACGCAGCAUGUCACUCAAGGUGCACUCCUUGCAGCAUUCUGGAGAGAAGCCCUUCAGAUGCGAGAACUGCGACGAGCGCUUCCAGUACAAGUACCAGCUGCGCUCCCACAUGAGCAUCCACAUCGGGCACAAGCAGUUCAUGUGCCAGUGGUGUGGCAAGGACUUCAACAUGAAGCAGUACUUCGACGAGCACAUGAAGACGCACACUGGAGAGAAACCCUUUAUCUGUGAAAUCUGUGGCAAGAGCUUCACCAGCCGCCCCAACAUGAAGAGGCACCGCAGAACUCACACAGGCGAGAAGCCCUACCCGUGCGAUGUGUGCGGCCAGCGGUUCCGCUUCUCCAACAUGCUGAAGGCCCACAAGGAGAAGUGCUUUCGGGUGACCAGCCCCGUGAACGUGCCGCCUGCUGUCCAGAUCCCACUGACCACUUCCCCCGCCGCCCCCGUUCCUUCUGUGGUGAACACACCCACAACCCCAGCCCCUCCCAUCAACAUGAACCCUGUCAACGCUCUCCCGCCGCGGCCUGUCCCCCACCCGUUCUCACACCUGCACAUCCACCCCCACCCGCACCCGCACCACCUUCCCAUCCCACCCGUCCCUCACCUCCCCCCGCCUCCAGCUCUCUUCAAGAGCGAGCCUUUAAACCACCGCGGCCAGGGCCAGGGCGAGGACAGCUUCCUGCGGCACCUGGCCGAGAAGAACAGCGCGGGGCAGCACCAUUAACACCGUCUCCGGGGUGUUCUCCACGGUGUUCUCCACGCUGCGUGCCCACAGGCAGCCGGCGAGCGGGGGGCAUGGCCGCCCUGUCUGCUCAGCCCGCCAGGAGCUCGGCACUGUCUUGGUGAAUCAGCACAUCGAGGGGUCGAACACGAGCACCUGGAGCCCUGGAGGGGCCGUCAUCCAAACCAGGGGAGCCACCAAGCGGAAGCCCACUGUGCUUGCAUUUUCUGGUGACUUUUAUAAAUGUCAAACACUCAGACUGUGGAAUUUUAUAAUUUCAUAUCAGCUGAUGAGGUAUGCUUGCUUUUCUACCCCGGACGUCUCCUCCAAGAGGGGACAGGCCUGGUUUCCUUUGUACUAAUCGGGAAGACUGUGAGGUUAAUCCAGAGCAUUAAUUGUAUCACUGUGUAUCGUAAUGAAUUCUUUUCAGCUUUUGGUGCUGGCUACCCAGUUGAGCUGGCCAUGUUUUCACAGUAUAUCAAGCAUUAUAGAGAAAGAUGGAAAUUUUCUUCUUUGUGUAGCUCUCCUAACACACUCUUUAUUUUACUACAGAAAUUAUUUUAGAGUUUUUGUAUAGACUUCUUUAGUAGUCUGUUUCUAAAAUGAAAUGUAUUUCAAUAAGCGGUGUAAUUUUUUCAGUGUCGCUGGACCUAUGGUGUAAAAUAGAAAAAAAAAUUUAUAAUCAUCAAAAUGUGAUUCUUAAAGAUGCAUAUAACUUCUAUAGUUCAAAGUUACUAUUCUUACAUCCGUACAACUCAAAGGUGCUUCAGAGGCUAGUUGUGUGAGAGGGUCUCCAGACCAUGCCACCGCAGAAGUGAGGUUUCGCUUUCAGAACUUGGCGUCAGCCCUAGGUAGUUUUUAAUCUCUGCUUAAUACUCAGUCUUUGGGCUCACUGACACGCUCCUGUCCUCCGGGCUUCGUUUGGUUCAGUUCGUGCAUUAAGUGGACGGUUUGCAGAGUGUGGGGCCUUUCCCAGGGAAGUCGCCCGAAGUAGCCUGUUUCGAAAAUCCGAGGAAAGCUGCUCACUGUCCAGAGGAGGAAGUAGUGGGGAUGGCCUCACCCCGUCACGUCUGUUUCUCACUUCCCUUGGAACCGUGCGUGAAGUCUCCGUACACUUCUCAUUUUGAGGUCGCUUUAUUUUUCUGGAAUCGUCAGGAAAAGGUAGAACAGCACACCGAGAUCACAAGCGUGGCGGUGCGGAGGGCUGAGCAGUGUGGGCGGGAACACAGAGCUGGAGUUGGCGUGUCCGUGUCACUGCACAGAUCCACGGCCGGGAGCCGUUCCCACCGUGAACUGCGGCCCGGCCUGUGCUCUGCAGGCCUGGGGUCGCAGCGCGCGUGGGCGAUGCGGAGGGCGGCCUCGCUGAGACCUGCGGCAGGUUCCUUUUUCAGUCUGGAGAACUUUGAAAGCACAACCAACCAGCAGCUGACUGUAGGCAAGGCUGCACAGAAGGGCUAACUGUCAGUGUACUUAGGGAUCAGAUUUAUCCAGAUUCAGUACAACUAAAACUUUUGUCCUCUUUCAUCUCAGAGAACUGAGUUCCAAAGCUAGGAGUCUCCUCCCUUUCUCUCUCCUCCUCUUUCGGUUUUUGAAAAUUUGUUUAUUUAAAAAUACGUAGAACGCUUCCUGAGUUUGCGGGUUGUCUCUGUGCGGAGGGAGCGGAUCCUCUCGGACCGGUCCUGGCAGCCAGGUGCUGCCGAAGGGCGCACUCUUGAUUUUGUUAAUCCUGAAAUGUCUUCGUUUUUCUUUCCUCCGGCUGGUAAGUCAUUGCCUGAGUCAGAACCCCGGCUUUUAUUUAUUUUUAGUAGUAAUCAGCAGACAUACUGUAAGCACCUUUCUGGCUGAUUAGCUCUGAUGAGGGGAAAGUUGAACUUUUUCCAUCGAGAUUAAGUCCUAUUUUAAAAAUACUGCAUUCUCUAUUUGCUUUUUGGUUUAAUAUGUCCAUUUUUUCCCCAUUGUGAUUGUUGCCUUUGUCUUCUAUAAUGAGCAUAGACAAAUUUUGGAACGAGGCAGAAAAGUAUCUCAAAACACGCUUUUCUUCCUGGUUUUGGAUCUAAUUUCUAAAGAAUGCUACUUUUGCUACUUUAAAUAUUUGUAUACAUCCUUUGAACACCCAGGUACCCCACCGAAAAAGGACAGUUAAUUCCCUGUUUGUUCCACCUUUGGUGGCCACCUGCUGUCGCUCCCACAGUCUCCUGGGAAUUCCAUGGCAAGCUUUGGGUCUGCGCCUUUAUGUAGACAUCAUUAUCUCAUGGCCACGCCUACGAUAUUCAAGUCACUUUUUACUAGAGAUGUAAAUUGCAGCCUGGUUCAUUGGCUAUACCUUAUUUUAUCUAAAUAAACGUACAGUAAAGGGCAGCAAUUCUGAAUUCUAUACUUGAGACCAUUGAAGCAACCGUUUUAUGAGGUGUACUACGAGUAUACACUGGAAAAUUCAGGUAGUCAUCUUUGAUUUCUUUAUUCGAGUGAAUAUAGCCAUAAGAAAGUAUCUGCUACACAGGAAAGCCGGUAUUAAGCAAAUAAUCACCCCCACCCUUAACAGAAGCAGGUUUUUUAAAUCGGCACGUCACGCAAUACAGUUCUUAGUGAGACGUGUGGUGGAACAAUCUGAAAACUUCCAGUUUCCCCCCACUGCAUAAGUAUUCCUUUCCCGGCAGGAUCUGUGGUCUUCAGGAAAAUUGCCCAAAAUAUAACGACCCUUCAUCAGUGGCAUGUCACAUAGGAGUAAUGAGACGCAUUAAGCUUAGUCACAACCUGAAUGCUUCUGAAUGUGAGAACUGCAGGAUUAAGCCUUAAACAUGUGCACGUCAGGUGUAACAUGCCUGAGGCUCAGACUCAGGGUUGAAAACUUGAUUGGGUCCUUAAUGCAGAUAAGAGUUGCAGUACGUGUGUUCUCUCCCACGUACAGCACAGCACCCGUGAUUUUUAAAAAACCGAUUCCUACUUGCUCUCUGUUUAUGGGAAGGGGAACUGUGGAGGGGUUUGAGUUCUCAGCCAUUAUCUGUACUUAAGUCUGUUUUUUAAAGGUAGCAGUGGCCAUAUCUCAGCAUUACACAGAUACCAAAUGGAGGCUGUUUCUCACUACUUAACUUAACUUUAUUGUCUUGUACCAUUGCCGGGGUCAAGACUGACUUGAGGAAAGGUCCCAAGGACUUUCUUGAGUUGAUACUGCUUUUUUUCCAUUUUUUUUCUCAUAGAUUUAUCAUUCAAAUAUAAACUCUUCCUUAGCCUAUCGAAGGGCUGCUUGCUGCUUUCUCAUAUUAAGUCAGGUCUGCUCAGACCAAGCUACAUUUUUUAAUUUGGAGGAUGUAAGGUGAACAGUUGAAAAGGUAUGUGGCUUCAUUUCCGAUUUGAUUCUUAUUUUUAGCAAGCAGGGGGGUCACCACAUAAAACUUUAUGGUUACAUAUGCUUUCCCAGUCUACCACUUACAUGAGCUGUUCUCUGUUAAUGACUGACGUUCCUUAUAAUCUGACUGUCUUUAGUGUACUAACUGGAGGCAAAAUACUCUGAAGAGAUGCUUGUGAACUUUGAAUGUUCUACUUCUUGAACAUUUUUCAGUGUUUAUGUUCAUGAGUGGACAUAUGUGGUUAGUUUAAUUUUUAUUUCACUGGAAGUUUUAAAUUUUGAGAUCAAGCAGAAAUAGAAAUCCAUUGCAGAUGUAUGUAUAUUUACCCCAUCUUGCCGAUUUCCGUUAGUGAAACACAGGUGGUGGUGGGGUUUUAUUGUAAGAAAAAAGAACUAAAGUUAGAGAAACCUUUCUGUUUGAGCUACUGUAUAGAAGACACAGCUUUGAUUACAUUGUUGAUCCACAUGACGAACAUUUCGAUGCUGUUCUAGACUGUGUGGGAAGUAUUUAAUGAAAAGGGGGUUAGAUUACAUUGAAGAAUUUUAUCAGCUAUGUACCAUUACAAAAAUAAACUCACUUGGAACUCUUCAGACUGUAAAACCCUUCAGACUGUAAAAUUUACUGAGAGCAAGUAAAUAUUGGGUUUUCAUUUUCCUUUGCCUAAACCAAGAUAAAAAAUUUCCCAAAAGGUCAUUUUUUCAGGAAUGAGAGGUCAUUGGCCAUUAGAGAUAGUGGCAUUAUUAUGCAAUACCAGCGCCUACCUAACCUGCUUCUGUCCACGAUAGCGUUUAUAACAGGUACCGAUGACCUUCCAACCCUGGGCACUACCUCGUUAAAGCAAACCAGGGAUCCUCUCUACACCUUCUAUGGAAGCCAUAAGAGUCGCCAUCAACACCCCCACUUUCCUACUUCUCUGCUUUUCUACACUCUAGACUUUGUAUAGACUUUAUGAUGAGAUCUUUUUGUCUCAGAGGAUAGGUUUUGCAAGAUUCAAAAGAAAAACUCCUUGGUUGUCCCAACUUUGAAGCUGGAGGCUCACUACAUUUAAAUAAAGAACCAGAUAAUGUACCGUUUAUCAAAUUCUUCAUUUAAGUCAAAACUACUUUGCAGAGUUGCCUAUUCAGAAAGCAAACUUUUCUUUCCCCUGAGUAGAUGCUAUACUAUUAUAAGGAGCUACUUACAAAGUGGAUUUCUGCCUUGUUUCUCUGUGUACUACUCGGUGAUACAUGUAUUGUCGCAACGUCUCUGGAAUUUUUCUUUCCAGGCGGCAGAUACGUGACUAUACACGUCUCUCUGAUCCUCCAUUAUCUGAUCCUCGCACUGUUCCUGAGUGCCUUCAAACAGCCAGCAUCCUGGAACAUUCUUUUCCUGGUUUAAAUCCUACCUCUGAUGAUUUCAUUCGCCAGGAGAUUUGAAAUUCACCCUGUUCCAGUGGGUUUGGCUCUACAAACAGCUAACACCGCGGACGAGAACUUUGAACGUGUUUGUUCUGUCCCCCCUUGUCAUGGUUAGGUUGCAUUUUUAACUUGUAUUUAUAUCUUCUUUCUUCACAUACCACAUCUCUAAUGAUGAGACAUUUUAUCCUUGUCUCUCUCAUUCUUUCGUUCCUUUCACCAGAAACCAGAUGUUCUUUUAAGAGGAAAGGUCACUGAGUAUCUCUUUUGAACAUCUUUUCCUCGUCCUCCUGACGGCCUCCUGUUGCUAAGGGAUCCUGAAUGCUGCUGUUGUGAUACCCUAUUCCUGUGUGCCCUUUCUCUCCCAGAAAUAUUUUGCGAGGUUGUACCCAUACCUGUAUUCUAAUCGCAUCAUUUAAAGGUGCUCUCUGGGUUUAUCCUAAGUCCUUGAUAACUUUCUACUCUCAUCCUCCUCAAAACCUUUCUACUUGUUCUCAUCUAAUUAAUUGUUUAAAUAUGGUUGAUAGAUAAUAUAUGAAGGAUGUCAUAAAAAGGGGGUUGCAGUGUGUUCUCCGUGUGAUAUGAGCACCUUAUUAAUAAAACAUGUGAGCAACUGGCCAA
Molecule: messenger RNA, 7462 nt
Organism: Myotis davidii
Lineage: Eukaryota; Metazoa; Chordata; Mammalia; Chiroptera; Vespertilionidae
Gene: ZNF652
Product: zinc finger protein 652
Exons: 5
Coding region: 283-2103 (606 amino acids)
Biological process (GO): regulation of transcription by RNA polymerase II
Cellular component (GO): nucleus
Molecular function (GO): RNA polymerase II cis-regulatory region sequence-specific DNA binding; DNA-binding transcription activator activity, RNA polymerase II-specific
Source: RefSeq, a predicted model, not a curated record